Molecule: messenger RNA, 2601 nt
Organism: Purpureocillium takamizusanense
Lineage: Eukaryota; Fungi; Ascomycota; Sordariomycetes; Hypocreales; Ophiocordycipitaceae
Exons: 1
Coding region: 504-2183 (559 amino acids)
Source: RefSeq, a predicted model, not a curated record
ACGAACGGCAACGGAUGCACACGUUGUCUGCCGGCUCCGGCACGCAACACUCGCUCCUCCACCUCCCGUCCCUGACCUCAUUCAUGGACGCCCGUUGCUCCACGCACGCCUCGCUCGAUGCCGCAAGGCAAGGCCGGCCAAGGAUCCAAGUCGACUGACUCCACCAGCGCAACCCGGCACUGCACCGAGCACCAGCAGCACAGCACGCACUCUGCACACCCCGAUGGUUGGAUGACACGACCGACUCGGCACUCGUUCGCUUUCAAUGUCCGUACUCGCCGCCCACGCCAAUGCUAUUAAACCCACUUCGAGUCCCGAGGACAUGUCGAGCUCCAUCCCGCUGCGCUUCCGCCCUUCCCAUGUCCCUCGCUUCUCUCAUCGUCCGUCUUGAUAUCAAGUCGAGCUGCUCCUCCUCGCCUCGUCUCUCUCGUCUUGCCCUUGUCUCGUCCUCGACUUGACUUGCGUCCGAUGCGCCAGCACCUCGCGUCCACGACUCGCCCAAGAUGGCUACUAUCGAGCCACGCCUCAUCCAUCUGCUAAAUGGGUCCACGACGCCUCAGAUCCAGCACGCGGACCUCCCGCCCCUCUACGCUCUGCCACUGCCAACCUCGUCCGACCGGCCUCUCCCGCCUAUCGAGCCGGAUGCUGCUCACCGAUAUGGGACCGACGGAGCCGUCUUUGGCUCUGCCGGCUUCCCCUCGAGCGACGAUGUGACCCCAUCCUAUCGCAAGGACGACGCUCGAUGGGACGGCCGCCCGUCUGGCGCGUCGUCCCAUCCCCUCCGUAUGCUCCUAGGCGAGUCCGAUGCCCACGAGGGGUCGUCGUCCUACUCCCACUCCAAGAUCCUCAACGACGCCGCAGAGACUUCAGACGACUCCUACACCAAGAAGCGGCCUCGGAAUAUCAACGCCAAGGACGACUUUGUCCAGCUUCCGCAGCCCAUGAAGAAGCAAAAAUCGGCCCAGCAGUCGCUGGCCAUGCCGCCCAUCAUCAACGGCUUACACGAGCCGCCCCCUCACGCCGCCCUUUUCCCUCCGAUAGCCUCGACCUCCUUCAGCGACAACGAGGCGAGCCAAGUCAAGAUGCUGCCCGACUUUGGCCGCAGCGCCGCAGACAGCAACAAUGUGGCUUCGUCUCCCGAAGCCGACAAGACCGCCGCCGGCAAGGCGAGGAAACGAGCCGCAAAGCCCAGGCGGAAAUGGUCCGAAGAGGAGACAAAGCAUCUUCUCCUCGGCGUGAACCGUCACGGUGUCGGAAAGUGGACCACGAUUCUUGAAGACCCGGAUUUCACCUUCAACGACCGAACCGCUGGAGAUCUCAAGGACAGGUUUAGAACCUGCUGCCCCGUCGAGCUUCGGGGCCCGUCCAAGAGCUCCUCCCAGCCGAACUCUCCGCCCCCCUGCUCGCGCGACCCGAAACCAAGGGCCAAAAAGGGUAUCCACUCGGAGAACAUCCUCAUCGAGGACAGUCCCUCGCCUCAGGACCCGGCAUCUAGCCCAGACUCUUCGGCGCCUCCCAAGCAGAAGAAGAGCCGAGCGCAUCGUAAGAAGCUCGAGGAUCUCGCUGAGCUGGGAAUCCACGGUCCGUUUAAAAAGUCUCUGAGGCGUGAGAGACGCCCUUUUACGGAGCAAGACGACCGGGAAAUUCUAGAGGGCCUGGAUAUCUACGGCCCGGCCUGGACCAAGAUCCAGCGAGACUCUCGCUUCCACCUUUCCAGUAGGCAGCCGACUGACUUGCGCGACCGUGUGCGCAACAAGUACCCCGGAGUCUACCAGCGCAUCGAAAAGGGGACUUUCCAAGCCAAGGACGACGCUAGGGGCAAUGACACUAUGGAGCCGUCUAUUACCAUGUCGAUUGAUGACUCAUUGAGGCGGUCAAAAGGCGCGUCUGGCGGUCUUCGAGCCAGCUACGGUCAUGCAAAAGACGAGCUGCAUUCGUGGCCGAUCCAAAUGCUGGACUCAGCAAACUACAUGCACCCGCCUCACAGCUUUGAAUUUGGCGAGAGCACACCUCACUUCAUGGGCGGUGAGAUGGACAUCUCUCGCCUGUUACUCGACGACUCACGGCUGGCUCAACUGCCUACGCGGCAAGGCUACGAUGGCAUGUCAGGCCCUUCAUCGCCGUCUGCGUUUGCGGUGGAUCAUCGGAGGGACAGACACGGCCCUCACCCUGUCAAAUGUUAGGUGAUACGAGAACAUGGCAACUGCAACCUUAAACAAGCGCCUUUCGCGGGGCACUGCAUAAUGAUUCUGGGACCGGAGUUGGGAUCGGAAUUGGAACGAGGAAAGUGGGUUGGUGCGACAUGGCGCAAGAUGCGACGGGACUCGCGGAACCACAAGGUUCGGCCGCGUAUGUGCAACGACUUUGAUUAUGGAUACCUCGGUGAAAUUCUGCCGGAGCGAGCCUGUGCUUUCUAGGAAGACGAGCGAUACGCUCGCAUAGAUACCACUUUGAUAAGAAUGUAAUUGCACAAUUUGGGAGCCGAAAAGGAGACGUCACAAGCACAUGCCUGCCACUUGCACGGGCAAGUGGUCCAAGAAUAGCACGAUCGUCUGGCCAGAAAAGUACGUCGUGACGCCAGGAUCGAGUUCUGGGUUAGGG